GGUCAGUAGUGCGCGAGCGCAGUUCGCAGCGUACAGUCGCCCAGUUGAGCGCGCGCCGACGCGGAAGUCGCACGAGUUGGCGCAAAUCGACCGACUGUACCGACCCGGCAUAACCUGGCACCUAUGUACAUCGUAAAAUUCGAACUAUGGUGUGACCGCAACCGUAGGUACCUCCGGGAUCCAGCAGGUUGGCCAUUGUUCCCACUUUAUGACAAUUCACGUGUUAUUUCUUGCUGUUGGCGUUAGACCAAAGUUUUGAGGCAAAACGGUGAACACUUGAAAUUAUUUAACGUUUGUUUUGUGUGCGUCAUGGUUAGUUACGGUUAAACGCGAGUGCUAGUGUAACACAAAUAUAAUUAUUAACAAUUCAUAGGAAUAUUCAUGAGUAUGUAGAGAUAACAAGAGUUUAAUAUGAUAGCGUUAAUGAGGAAAGAAAACGUAAGAACAGAACAGACGUGAUACGAUGGUGACAUGAGGCGUUCGCAUCAGUAGUAUGCGUGGUCCAGCGCUGUGGGUAACGUACGCGCUUCCAGCGCUGGUCGCGCUGCUGGCAUGCAGCACCGCUCAGCCUGCGCCAACGCUUUGCGAUGACGACGCCUGUCGCUGCGACCCCUUCACGCGGCUCAUAUGCAACUGUACUCGCGAUUAUGACGAGGUGACGCUGCGACCGGACGGGCCGUACCGCGUGCCUUCCACAGCGUCCGGCAUCGUGAUCGACGGCUGCAGCAGAGUUCACUUCCUCUCGGACACGAUACGUGGCCUCAUCCAUCUCCGCAAUGUGGAGAUCAGGAAUGUCGCUCACGUCGUUAUUAAUGAGCGUGCCCUCGCAUGGUCACCGUUUUCGCGUGACAGUGAACUGAACCCCGGACUUCGCAUAGCUAUCCAUAACAGCACCAUCAAUGAGAUUGGCUCGCACGCGGUACAAGGUCGGGUCGACGACAUUACGAUAACCAACAGUCGCAUCAGUAACCUAAAGCCCUUCGCUUUUUCUAGUCUAUCAGGAGUCAAAAACAUAGAAUUAAGUAAUAACAUAUUUGAUAACAUCGAAAUACAAGCAUUCAAAAAAUUCUCAACGUUAAAUUUUGUACUGCGAGGCGGUGAGAUCGGAUUCAUUCCAAGCAGAUUCCUAUCGGACGUGGAAGUCACCAAUUUGUUCCGAGUAGAGGGCGUUACCAUCGAACACUUGUCGAGUUUGGCUUACCUCGUUCAUUCACCAAAGAGAGUCCUCAUUGAAAGCAACAAAAUUGAUACCAUGGACGGUGAUGGGUUUCAUUUAGUAUCUCAGGGGCCAAUUACUUUUAGAAAUAAUUCAGUGAAAACUUUAAAAAAGGGUGCAUUGUUCGGGUUUAGUGUGGAUUUGGACGUGCUGUCCACAUUCGGUCGGCAAGAGUUGUUGUUAGAUAAUAAUACAGUGACGGACUUGAUGCCAUCGUCUCUUAUAUUUAAUCGGUCCAGUUUGACUUUACGUGUUGAUGGUUUGAACAUUAAUGUGACGUGUAGUUGCGCGUUGGCGGAGCAGUGGCGCGACAUGCUCAAGGAGCAGGGGGGCAUAAUCAGCUGCUGGUACGAACUGGAGAAACAUUUCAUAUCGUUACCGACUUACGUGAACAGCAGAUGUGGAGCGUUCAAACAGAACUUUUGGAUAUAUGUCGUCGUGGGUGUGAUAUUAGUUGUAAUCGCGGCGGCCAUUACGAUAUUUUUUAUUGUGAAGCACGAGAACGAAAAGAAGAAAAAGUUACAGAUAGUAAUGCCCGACGGUAAGACGUACAGGGAGACGGAGUUCCAUAUAGUGGUAGAGAGAGCUGAGCUCCUUACCACAGACCUAUGACCAAGAAACAAGUGCUUAUUUAAUAAGGAAAAGUUUUUUG
Messenger RNA from Papilio machaon (common yellow swallowtail), 1868 nucleotides. RefSeq lists its product as uncharacterized. The record is from RefSeq and is a predicted model, not a curated record. The coding region runs from base 494 to 1828 and encodes 444 amino acids. The transcript has 3 exons. NCBI's taxonomy places the organism in Eukaryota, Metazoa, Arthropoda, Insecta, Lepidoptera, Papilionidae.